Paramuricea clavata is the source of this 1149-nucleotide messenger RNA. Lineage: Eukaryota; Metazoa; Cnidaria; Anthozoa; Malacalcyonacea; Plexauridae. The record is from the annotation of a GenBank genome assembly.
AUGUCCUUGCCCUUGCUAGGACGCAUGGUAGCAGGCUUUGGAGAAGGGUAUGUGUCAGCUAUUUGGGCAGAAUUAGCCAGAAUCACAACUGGAGAAGAACGUACUCGGUACUUUGUAUUACUUAAAGUAAGCUUCGUUUUGGGACUUGCCUUAGGACCAGCACUAAAUAUCUUUCUAAAAGAGUUUGAUUUCUACAUCGGUAACUGGCACAUUGAUUUCCGCACAUCGCCGGGAUUUUUCAUGUCUCUUAUGUGGAUACUUGUCACUGGUAUCAUGUAUGUGUUUGUCUAUGAUCUCUCAGACGAGAUGAGAAAAGAGGAAGGGUAUGAACCAGUUUCAGACGGUCUAAGUGAAGAACAGUUUUCGAAAAAAGAGCAACUCCGAGAAGCGUAUAACAUGGAAAGCCCAGGGGACAAUCACGAUGAUAUCACAACAUCUCCGUUCAUAAAUGACGACGUCACCGAAACCGAGGAAAUAGAAAAAGAUGACAACAGUGUAAUCCCCGACGACGCAAGGAAAUCCAGCAGCGUUUCGUUCCAAGAUACUGUAAUAGAUAUGUUUGCCAAAUUACACGUGGUUGCAGUGGUAUACUCAAUAUUUUUCAUUUUUAUCCUCCAUUCAUCUCUUCAGGCCAUCAUCCCUCUGGUUGCUGAGCGCAUGUUACACUGGAGUGAAAACAACGUCAGUUUUCUGUUUACCAUGUGGGGUGUAGAAAAUGUCAUUCUUGCAAUUAUUCUCUUCAUUUUGUCACGGAAAGUUCCAGAUCGACUCCUCCUGUUGAUUUCAGCUAUAUUUGGUAGCCUUGCAUCUGUUGGUGUUAUUCUGCUUGCAUCCUCUUCCCCGAUGUCUAGCGGAGCUUAUUAUAGCUCGUUACUAACAGUUGCCUUGGAUGGCAUAGCAAUGACGGUUAUUAAUGCAGUUGGUCGUUCUUCAGUUUCGAAGCACACUAAUCCAGACAAUCAAGGCCUGGUGCAAGCCAUACUGAGUGUAUUGAGUAGACUGGCUUUACUAACAGGGAGCUUAAUUGGUAGCAGUCUAUUUACACAUCAAAUAUUUUUAGCAAUUAUUCUAUCAGGAUCACAGAUCCUUGAGUUGAUCUUGGUUAUUCUUGCUUUUAACAAACUCAAAGUCAAUCCAAGUAAAGCUUAA